Messenger RNA from Umbelopsis ramanniana AG, 300 nucleotides. RefSeq lists its product as uncharacterized. The transcript has 2 exons. The record is from RefSeq and is a predicted model, not a curated record. Gene Ontology annotation, biological process: cellular response to oxidative stress. Lineage: Eukaryota; Fungi; Mucoromycota; Umbelopsidomycetes; Umbelopsidales; Umbelopsidaceae. The coding region runs from base 1 to 300 and encodes 99 amino acids. Gene Ontology annotation, cellular component: cytoplasm. Gene Ontology annotation, molecular function: glutathione disulfide oxidoreductase activity.
AUGUCUGCCGUCAAAUCCAAAGUCGAAGAAAUCAUUGCCAAUAACAAGGUCGCUGUUUUCAGCAAAUCCUACUGCCCUUACUGCCGCCGCGCAAAGGAAGCCCUCAAGUCCAUCACCUCUGAGUUCUUCGUCAUUGAGCUCGAUGAAGCCGAUGAUGGCGCCGCUAUCCAAGAUUAUCUCCAGCAAAAGACCGGUCAAAGAACCGUUCCCAAUAUCUUUAUUAACCAGAAGCACGUUGGUGGUUGCGACGACUUGCUUUCCCUCAAGUCCAGCGGUGAACUCCAGAAGCUCCUUGCCUAA